UGAGGCGCGGCGGGCGGCGGUUUCAAUCCGGGCGGGCAUGGCGGUGCUGCGGCCUUUCGACAAGCUCCCGGCGCUCAACUCCGCCGCCUUGCUGCUGGUGGGUACGGAUGAAGAGCUGCAGCAGAAGCUGGCGCAGGAGAUCCUCCGAGAGAAGAAGAGCUUCAAGAUCAGCAUUCACCUGGCUACAUCCCUCCCCUUACCUUCAGAGAGGGAUCACCUUCGGCCCAGGAUUGAUCUGCUUGUGUUUAUGAUUGACAUCAAGAGCAAGUACAGCUUAAAGAAUGUUGAAGAUUCCCUAGCUUAUGUGGAUGCCAGCUUCUUCCUGGGGAAAGUGUACUUUCUUGUCACUGGGGUUGGCAGGGUGAAUUCCUGCAGCGUGGAGAUGAAUGCCAUCUGGAAACUGGGAGAAGCUUACUGCAGUCCUGUGCUAUUCUGUGAGUUGGAGUUGGACGGGGUUCGAGUUGCCACUGCUCAGAGACUUCUCCGAAUACUAGAGAUCUGUGCUGGUCAUGUACCAGGAGUUUCUGCUUUGUCCUUUGGCUUACUGAUGAAGAACUCUGCUGAUUACUAGCUUCUCAUUGUGAGAAUUCAGCCACAUUCAUCAGUUUUUUCACUUCAGGCAUUCAAGCUGCCUGCAGUUGGAAUCACACUGGGAAGCUUUUUUGCCUGACUCGUCAUGACUACUCAUCCAGAGCUGUUCCUAGUUGGUAAUCUCUCAUGAAAGGCUUGAUUUGUGUUCAGUGCAUAACAUCUAGGUGCAGGGGGGGACGCUGGUUUGAAUUGGGGAUUUCUAUCCAUGAUUCCAUCUGAAUUCCAUUUCUUCAUUGGGUUUGAGUUUCAUCCACUUUGCCAGUGGCCAGGAGCUAUAGGUUUUCCUGAGAUAGUAUCAGAACAGGCCGGUAUCCCAGAUGCCACCUGUCACUGUUGAGUAUCUUCAUUUCAGCAUCCCCAAAGUACUGGAGAAAAGGCAGCAGGCUCCUGCUUCCUUUCAGAUUAAAUCCAGCACCUUGGACUAAUGUGAAACCUCACAGCCAGGUUUUGUCUCCCCACCAAGAGGAAAAUAGGGAAGGAAGGCUGUCCUGCAGCUUCUAGAUAGACUGCAGUUGGCCACUAAUGAUCCAGCUGUGUGAACAUCUGCUCAGUGAAGGGCUCAGUGUUUCUGUGUCUGAUACCUAAUUGGGGAGGAAGGGCUAACGAAAAUAAUCUAGCACUCCAGCUUUAUUUUACAUCUUUAAAGAAAUAGGCUCCAUCUAGCAAGCUCAGGAUAACAAGCAACCCGAGUCUCUCAAGCCCAGGAUGACCUUACCAGCCCAGCCUCUGGGGCUGACCAGAGAUGAAAUACAGCAGACUGGACUACAGCAACAUAUAGAAAACACAUGUUGUCUCUUGGAAGUUGGGCCUAUGCUGUGUGUAAUCCUGUAACUAACAAGUUCUUAUCAGCAGUAAUUCAUGCCUUAUUCUUACUGCAAGUCAGUGUAUUUUGGAGUUCUAAGUUAAUAAAAUGUGUAAUAUUUGUUGUA
Molecule: messenger RNA, 1520 nt
Organism: Apus apus (common swift)
Lineage: Eukaryota; Metazoa; Chordata; Aves; Apodiformes; Apodidae
Gene: CENPM
Product: centromere protein M
Exons: 6
Coding region: 38-571 (177 amino acids)
Source: RefSeq, a predicted model, not a curated record